Triticum turgidum subsp. durum (durum wheat) is the source of this 1140-nucleotide messenger RNA. NCBI's taxonomy places the organism in Eukaryota, Viridiplantae, Streptophyta, Magnoliopsida, Poales, Poaceae. The record is from the annotation of a GenBank genome assembly.
AUGAGAAGGAAAGGAGGCAAGGUCCUGACGGCGCUGGCCGCGGCGGCGUUCGGGUUCGUCGUCGGCAUUUCUUUUCCGGUGGUGAUCACACCCAAGCUUCAGUAUGGUGGCAUGAUGCCAUGGUCGAGUAGCGGUGCUGCAAACUCCAGCAUCCUUGACAUGAGCAUACUGGGCAGACUACUAUGGGUGCCAUCCAGUCCAAAUCUCACGAUUUCAGCGUUUGCAGAGGUUGCAACAGCAAGAAACCCUGAAGAAGGAACGGAGAGGCGGCUGCCGCCGAGGAUCGUGGUUUCGGAGACUGAUCUUCACCUGCGCCGGCUAUGGAGAUCCCCAACACAGGACAGUGCGACUCGCAAAUACCGUCUUGCUCUCGCCGUGGGGUAUGACGAGAAAGCCAAUGUCAAUGCAAAUAUUCAGAAGUUCUCUGACAACUUCGACAUCGUGUUGUUCCACUACGAUGGCCGCACCACAGAGUGGGAUGAAGAGUUUGAGUGGUCCAAGGAGGUCGCGCAUGUCAGCGCAAGGAAGCAGACAAAAUGGUGGUUUGCCAAGAGGUUCCUGCACCCGAGCAUCGUGGCGCCAUACGACUACAUCUUCCUAUGGGAUGAGGACCUCGGUGUCGAGAAUUUUACCGCGGAAGCGUACCUCGACAUCGUGAGAAAGCACGGGCUUGAGAUCUCGCAGCCAGGGCUAGACGCGGCCAAUGGGACGACCAAUUAUGAUGUCACUAUCAAGAGAAACGACAGCGAGAUUCACAAGACAGAUGCAGCAGGGGAACGUUGCUGGGACGUGCACAAGCCGCCAUGCAACGGGUUCGUCGAGGUGAUGGCACCGGUCUUCUCAAAGGAUGCUUGGAGAUGCGUGUGGCAUAUGGUCCAGAAUGACUUUGUGCAUGCAUGGGGUCUUGACUCCAAUUUCUGGAGAUGCGUCCAUGACCCUGAAGAGCAGAUUGGUGUCGUAGAUGCGCAAUACUUAGUCCAUCAUGCGGUUCCCACACUCCAAGGCCAGGGUGAGAAAGAAAAGGAAGGAGGCCGUUCCAAGGUAAGAGCGCGUCAAUUUGAGGAGAUGCACGCCUUCCGCUCCAGAGUCUCCGACGCAGACGACGAACUCGCCAAUAGAACAUCAUCAAUACAGAACUAG